GCUCUUUACACGGUCGCCCUGCUUUCUUCGCUUUCUUCGUUUACUUUCAAGAAACUGCAUUUCCGCUUCUGGCCAAAGACUUGGAGCCUUGGAGAUAAAGGAGUCUGUGCUUCCCCUUCCUGGGAGCUGGCCGGGAGGAGGCUUUGCCGAGAGCAGGCUCGCCCGAGAUGCUCUAAAAGGCAGUGCCAGGAGCUCCCCGGAGAGGCCGCUGUGAGCACGGGGUUGGCGGCCCAGCUGGACGGAGGGCCCUGUAGGAAGAUGGGCUCCCCGGGAUGGGGACGUGUGCUGGCCUGCUGCCUGCUACUGGCUGUUGCCUGUGGCCCAGCCCUGAGCCUGGUGCCCCGUAUCCAGCAUGAAGAGCAGGAGCAGGAGGGGACCAAGGAGCCGCCAACCCCGCCGGACCACACUGACAGGGCUGAAGAAAAACAUGAAAAAUACCGCCCCAGCCAGGGCGAGGAGCUGCCCACUUCCCAGUGCUUUCGCUGCUGUGACCCCGCUGCCCCCCUGUACCCGGUGGCUCCAGUGCCCCAGAUCAACAUCACCAUCCUGAAAGGGGAGAAGGGUGACCGAGGGGAUCGUGGCCUCCAGGGGAAAUACGGCAAAACAGGCUCGGCGGGCGCCAGGGGCCACGUUGGACCCAAAGGGCAGAAAGGUUCCAUGGGGGCUCCGGGGGACCGGUGCAAGAACCACUACGCCGCCUUCUCUGUGGGCCGCAAGAAGCCCCUGCACAGCAACGACUACUACCAGACGGUGGUCUUCGACACAGAGUUCGUGAACCUCUACGGCCACUUCAACAUGUUCACGGGCAGGUUCUACUGCUACGUGCCCGGCAUCUACUUCUUCAGCCUGAACGUGCACACCUGGAACCAGAAGGAGACCUACCUGCACAUCAUGCGGAACGCGGAGGAGGUGGUGAUCCUGUACGCGCAGGUCAGCGACCGCAGCAUCAUGCAGAGCCAGAGCCUCCUGCUGCAGCUGCGCGAGCAGGACGAGGUGUGGGUGCGCCUCUUCCGCGGCGAGCGUGAGAACGCCAUCUUCAGUGACGAGUUCGACACCUACAUCACCUUCAGCGGCUACCUGGUGAAGCACGCGGCGGAGCCCUAGCCGGUCAGCUGCACUCCUUCCUCUCGCUGCCCCGCGCCCCCGCAUACCCCGCUCCGCAUGGAGCGCACCCCAGGGCCCAUAGCCAGGCUGCCCUGUCUGUCGCCUCCUCCCCCUCCUGGUUUCCCUGGCAUCUGCCUCCCCAGCCUCUGCGUUCACCCCGACGCCCUUCACGGAGGGACGGGAGGGACGGGAGGGACGGGAGGCCAGCUCUCACCCCUCCCUGGAGGGCUGACGGCAGAUGAAGUAACCAGGGUGGGGCACCUGCAGGACAGCCCUGCUCCCUUCUGUGUGCACAUCCUUAACUGACCCCGUGCAGCCGCAGGGUGUCCCAGAGUGCAGCACCCCUGCCCUGCUCGGUUCCCUGGAAAUGAUUAGGCAAAUUCUGAAGGUUAUAAAAGGAGCAAAGAAAACAGUGGAGGAAAAAGGAAAGUGUUGUGAUUUGUGCCUUUUCAGCCGGCUGGCUCCCAAGGGAGUGUCCUUUUUGCUGGAGCUGGCUAGAGGCUCUGUCCAAAAGAACAUGUAAGGCAGAAGCCGAGGGGCACCCAGGAAACCACGUCUGGCUUAAUUCUUUUAGGCCAUAUUCGAGCCUUCUUGGGAGACAGCUGGGCCAAUGUCCAUGUCUUGGUGACAUCCCUGUGGCCUUGCCCAAGCCUCAGCUGGUCUUUCUGGGCCAUAACAGUGAGGGCAUUGCAGCUGGGGCAGUAACUGUCAGCCUCCAAGAGGGACAGCCAAGCCCCUGCCAUUAGCUCUGAGCUGAGUUCUGGGCUCCUGACUGCAGCUGGGGACCUUAGGGACCCCAGACCUGCUGAUGUUUCUAUGAGGAGUAAAGCUCCCAGUGCUCCAGGCACAGUGCUGCUGCAUACCUCACACCACCCUGAGUCCUGGGCGCGGGGUGGAGGGUUCUCCCUGCCUCUCAGCCUAUCUCUCCUCCCACGCAGAGCAGCCACAGAAGGCCCAGGCCUUUGAUUCUGUUCCCACCCUGCACACUGCCUCAGAGUCCCUUCCUCCAGGGUCCAGCCUCCCCGCUCCGCAGCCGCUGUGCUGCUUUGCAGCCAGACUGAUGGCACCAUCCAGAUCUUUGGCCUUUCUCAGGGUCCCAGAGCAGGGAGAGGUGGAGGGGCGUGGAGGGCUCCUAUAGCCUCAGUCCUGAGCCAGCAUAAAAGGGAACUGACUCCCUGGAAGUGGGUGUCAGAGAGGCAGUGGCCCCUGUGGCUCUUUCAAGUCCUCCAAAGCAGGCUGCUGCAUCUCACUGGUGCUCUGGCUCUGUCCCCGGCAGCUGGCAGCCCUGCAUUCACUGACCUCUAGGACCCCACAGCUCUUCCCCACCCUGCCAGGGUCAUUCUCACUGUUUGCUGUGGCCCCUGAGCCUCCCACGUGGGCCUUCCUCCCACUGCCUGGUGACCCCUGGUUCUGACUGACCCCUCUUCCCUCUCUGGGCCUGGCCGUGGGGUCUGGGGUCUGCAUGUGCCUCCCUUUAAUGGACUUCUGCUGGUCAGACUCGGGGCGUGCCCAUGAGCAGAGUGCUGCCCACUGCUUGAGCUCCCCCAGUGUUCUUCCUGGAAAACAUUAAACUCUGAAUUAUGUUUUUCAACA
Molecule: messenger RNA, 2697 nt
Organism: Otolemur garnettii (small-eared galago)
Lineage: Eukaryota; Metazoa; Chordata; Mammalia; Primates; Galagidae
Gene: C1QTNF1
Product: C1q and TNF related 1
Exons: 5
Coding region: 259-1104 (281 amino acids)
Molecular function (GO): protein binding
Source: RefSeq, a predicted model, not a curated record